CGGUAUUGUACCACAGCAGGACCAAUACAAAUUCCACAGGGYUCCCAAACGAUAAAAAAUAAAAAUCCAAGAUGGCRGGACGUGAUCUUCAAUUUGUCAAGCAAACGCCAUCAUUUAUCAAGAAUUUUAAAAAUCAAAUAGGUUACAAAGAGCCUGAUAAUGUGGAGAGUAAGUUUAAAAAGCUUGAGAAGACUACAGGUGAAGACGAAAAUGAUCGUGAGGGGGAGCUACCRACAGUUGUGUUAGGAACCAAUGUGACCGAAGAAGAGGCGAGURAUUUUCUAGCCAAAAGACAAAGUGACCWAGGCGAUGAAGUGUCCUCUUCUCGAUUAUGCCAAAGGCUUCCAACCAUAGAGAAAUGCUCCAAAGGAUUUCUGUGGUUAGUCAGGCUAGUGCCUCUCACCUAUGGAGCGCCAUCCGUAAAGUAUUAUGAAUGUUAUUCUGGAUAUCUUUGCAAUUCUCCAAUUUCCCUACGAUACGGUGUCCAUUUUUCUAAUGAUCAGUCUCUUUACCAAGGCACUAUUCUUGACACUUCCAUUAAUCUAAUCAGUUAUUYGUUCUCAGGAAAUGAUGAUGAUAUUGAAUUCACUGAAGAAAAUAAACAAGAAGGGAAAUUUAUAUUUAAAAAGCCAAAAAAGAGAAAAUCUGACGAUAAACCAGCUGAAAAGGAUGAUAAAAAGAGACUAAAAGACAAACAUAGUUCUAAGUCCAAGAGCUCUUCAAGGGCUAUAAAAAACACUAGCCUUCUUUCAUUUGGAAAUGAAGAUGAAGAUGAAGGGUGAAUAUGGUGGUCAAGAAUAAUUUAAGCCAAGGGCACAUAUGUAUUUUCUGCACUCAUASAGGGCUCCUUGAAAUUAAAGUGUAGAAAGUGUCUCAAAAGAUUGGUUGCCACCAACUGUUCAAAGCUAAUCUGCAUAAUUGGUUUAGAAAACAAUGGGCAAACAAUAGAAUCUGUUCCAAGCAAUAAAAUGCAACCUAACCUAAUAUUGGAGGUUCUGAAGUAAUGGAGMAAUCAAAGCCAACAUCAAUGGGUUUGUGAAAAUUUCAAGAGAUUAUGGUCCUCCAGGAUCUACACCWGAAUGAUGUCUAGUACAAUAGUAUGAAUGAAUAUAUUUGGACAAAUUACAGCUACAGAACAUUAGUAAAAUAAGAGACAGAUACGAAAACCUAUCACUAGUCUUACUAACAAUAAGACGAUUCAGACAAUAGGGAUCAUUUUACUAUUGCAACGRCAAUCAUGAAAUAGUUAACUUAUUUUAAUAAGUUAACUAAAAUAAGUUAACUAUUUCAUGAAAAUAAAAAAAAUAAAAUAAUCACUGGAAAAAAUCGUGCGCUUUAAAGGUUGUAAAUUUGAU
Exaiptasia diaphana is the source of this 1355-nucleotide messenger RNA. RefSeq lists its product as uncharacterized. Lineage: Eukaryota; Metazoa; Cnidaria; Anthozoa; Actiniaria; Aiptasiidae. The record is from RefSeq and is a predicted model, not a curated record. Bases 72 to 782 code for a protein of 236 amino acids. The transcript is spliced from 2 exons.